Molecule: messenger RNA, 672 nt
Organism: Oncorhynchus mykiss (rainbow trout)
Lineage: Eukaryota; Metazoa; Chordata; Actinopteri; Salmoniformes; Salmonidae
Source: RefSeq, a predicted model, not a curated record
AUGGCUACAGAGUGGGUGGGGGAGGUGGACGAAAAAGUGCUGCAUGCGUUCAUUCCGUUCUGGGAUAUCACAGGUAUUCAGAUUCCAAUAGACUAUGAAACGGAGAAGCACAGAGGAUUCGCAUUUAUUGAAUUUGAAUUGGCUGAAGAUGUUGCUGCUGCUAUUGAUAACAUGAAUGAGUUCUUUUGAAGAACCAUCCGGGUCAACAUCGCCAAACCUAUGAGGAUCAAAGAGGGCUCUUCUCGUCCAGUUUGGUCAGAUGAUGAUUGGCUGAAAAAGUUCUCGGGAACGACUGCCGAAGAGGCUGAGGUGACGGAGUCCACUGGAGAAUCAGCCAAAUAAAAAACAGCAGAUAGUGAGCCACCAGCCAAGAAGGGCAGAACAAACCCCCAGGUUUACAUGGACAUCAAGAUUGGCAAUAAGCCAGCAGGGAGACUGCGCUUCCUGCUCCGAGCAGACAUUGCUCCUAUGCCCGCAGAGAACUUCCUCUGCUUGUGCACACAUGAGAAGGGCGUUGGCUUCAAAGGCAGCUGUUUCCACCAUGUCAUCCCACAGUUCAUGUGUCAGGGAGGAGACUUCACCAACCACAAUGGCACUGGGUGUAAGUCUAUCUACGGGCGAAAGUUUGAGGAUGAGAACUUUGUCCUCAAACACACUGCUGCAGAUCGCUGA